Exophiala xenobiotica is the source of this 2937-nucleotide messenger RNA. RefSeq lists its product as uncharacterized. The record is from RefSeq and is a predicted model, not a curated record. NCBI's taxonomy places the organism in Eukaryota, Fungi, Ascomycota, Eurotiomycetes, Chaetothyriales, Herpotrichiellaceae. The coding region runs from base 349 to 2604 and encodes 751 amino acids. The transcript is spliced from 4 exons.
GUACAGUUCACUUCACCUUGUAUGCUUCGUUGCUGACAAGACGCACUAACUGAUAUCGUGCAAUGGUGUCGGUGACAGGGUGCAAAUGGCCCCAAACUGACACAACCCUCCAAGUCAUGGCCAUGUACUUUAUUAGUCCAUAAUCUAGCCGACACCAAGCUGUGCUUCAUUACUACGAUAUAUAUCCUGCUGGUACAUUCCUUCGCACUGGUACACCGUUCUGUCACCUUCGCUUCACACACAAGACAAGACUUGCUGGCCAACGUCUGCUGCCACACGCUGAUUUGCUUCUACGCUCUUUCCUAUUGCUUUUACGUGCUUCCGAAUUGAACGAUCAUACCUCACCUAAUGACAGCCUCACGAUAUGCGCGGCUCAACCCUCUCGCGAACACUGGGCUGAACGCGACUUCUAACGGGACUUCGAACGCGGCUCCUGUUCCAGAAGGACCUAUUCAAUUUUCGAACACUAUAAGCGAUUCCUCAACCGGGCAAUACCCACCGCAACGAAGCAGCGAAGGUAGUCAAGACCCGAUCGUCAAGAAGCAGGGCAACAGCACUGUCGCUGAAAGUCAUGCCUACACAGGCUCAGAUGGAGACAUGCCUCCUCGACCACCAAAACUUCAACGGACAGGAAGUUCGUUGUAUAGGGUGGCUUCAUCAGUAUGGUCCACCACGAGAAAAGCUGUCUCGAGCUUCAAUGUUCCCAAGGUAGCUGCGCCGUGGGAGCAUGAGUUUUCAGAGAAGCCAGGAGCAUCCUCACAUCCGUCGGAUACUGUUCGCUACUUCGACUAUCGCCAGCAACGCAAAAGAUUGUUUGUCAACAGCAGCUUCCAAUGGCUGAUUACCGCCAUCAUCUGCGCAGGUCUUGCCGCUGUCAUGUACGGCUUCACUAAAUUCAAUCUUGGUGUUACAUCCACCACGAAACACAUCUACAACGCCUUGAUCACUGGUCUGUCGCUUUGUCUGGGUAUGAAUCUUGCCUCGUCGCUCAAGGGCUAUGCGCAAAUGAUGCGGUGGAGGUUCCUUGCCUGUGAAUACCGAUCGCUACAAGACUUCGAGCUGGUCAUGAAUUGCGAUAGUCAGACCCAAACGUUUCGUUUGCUAUGGGCAGGCCGAACUCCUGGGCGAUGGUAUCCGAACAAGACACAACUGGUUGCGUUGCUCUCGAUCACUGUAAAUCUGGCUCUGCAAGUCAUUACCGCCUUGCUCGGUUUAACCUACUCGAUUGACGUUUCCCCGGAUAUCGUACGGCUCACAUAUGGUAAUGUCAGCAUUGCUGAUCUGACCUAUAUCGGCAAUUCUGAAACCGAAACUCUAUUCGGCACCAACAUUAACAGCGAUCGAGCCCAAGUAGCUGAAUAUUCUGCUGCAAAUGUAUAUGGCAUCACAGGCCAGGACUACCCCACUCGGUAUGACACUUACGACACAGAUGGUUCCGGCAGUCAACAAGUAGUCUACACCAACGAGGACGAGUCGGCUUACUGGUAUCGCUUUGUUGAUCAGUCCUCCUCGGCAGGAGGCUUGACCGUGGUGACCGAUCGCACAAUCAAUUGCACUGCAGAAUGUCAAUCAUACGAGGUCGUUUCGGGUGGCUACGGUGGCUUCAAUACUGACGACCCCGACACCAUGUGGGACGUGACGUGGGUUGAUGACGAUGGGUACAAUCGUACACUUGUCGUCGAAAACGUCGCGACGGGCGCGACGACGUGGAUGGCCAACAUGACGACUUGCGGCGAUCGGUGCAUACAGAUCUACGCCCUCCAAACGGCGGAUAACGAAACCGACAGCGUACCCGUCCCACGCUUCUGGAGCUGCAAGUCGCACGUCUUGCCGGUGUCCAUUGUGGACGUGUACGAGGAUCCAGCAACUUACGAGCUUUCGAACCCGCAGGCGCAGUAUCUCGCAGGCGCGAUCGGCUGGUCCGGCGUCAUGACAUACACCCAGGACGGCGCGCUGGCAACCGAUCUCCAAUUCGUACAAUACCCGGCCGACUCAAAGUGGAGUCCGCCAGGGAACUACACAGAGCUCAUGAUGGCGGGGUUGGUCAUGAGAUUCACGGCGGGCGCGAUCGCAGCCAUGGACGCUGGGGGUCCCAGGGUCAAUGUCAGGGGCUAUGCGCCGGCGCCGGCGCAGUUUCUAAACGUCAAGUGGAAUUUUGCGGGUGCGAUCGUGGGAGGGAUACCUGUGGCACAGUUUAUCAUUCUGUGUAUUGUGGUCGGCUUUGCGAAUAAGGCCAUCAUCAAGGAUACGAGUCACCUCUCAACGGCGCGGUUGUUGAGACCCGUUGUGGAGAGAUUGGGUGACACUGGGUGUCUGUUGACGGGGGAUGAGAUUGCGGAGAAGUUGGGCAAUUAUAGGGUCAUUUAUGGCGUGAGGGAUCCAGAUGGGAGUGUGCCACCCCAGGGUGCGGGUGAUGAUGGGCAAAUUCGCCAUGUCGAUGUCCUGGAUGAGAGCGAGGGGCUGGGGUAUAGAAGGGGACGUAUGCCGAUGGGGAGGUAUGAUGGAUUGUAUCGGGAAGCGGCGGCGGUGGAUGGGGAGGAGAAAGUGCCUUUGCUGUCGACAAGUGAGAUAAGACAAAGGAGGGCGCGGAGGUUGAGUCUCUAAAGAUGCUGUUUGCUUGCUAUGGGCGAGGAGUGACCCAAAGAUAGGACUGGCUUCGCUACGAUGGCUGCGCUGGCUAGGAUUGUGUGGAGACUGGUGAUACACGACGUUUCAUGAAUACCCUGGUUGCGAAUUUAACUGCAUAGUAGAAUACUGGACAUAUGUGAGAUAUGUGGAAUUGAUUCAGUCAGGUACAAACUUUCGACCAGUGGACAGAUACGGUGGCGAAGCGAAGGCUCAACGACCUUCAAAAAGCAGUAGGGUACGGAAUAGACUGAGGUUAUAUCUGAGCUGACAUUGUUUCCGUCUAUGAGCUGCCUUCUGCUGGCAUUUUCU